Spodoptera frugiperda (fall armyworm) is the source of this 2667-nucleotide messenger RNA. It is a transcript of the gene l(2)dtl, whose product is annotated as protein lethal(2)denticleless. Bases 203 to 2200 code for a protein of 665 amino acids. The transcript is spliced from 4 exons. Gene Ontology annotation, molecular function: protein binding; protein-macromolecule adaptor activity. Gene Ontology annotation, biological process: proteasome-mediated ubiquitin-dependent protein catabolic process; mitotic G2 DNA damage checkpoint signaling. The record is from RefSeq and is a predicted model, not a curated record. Gene Ontology annotation, cellular component: nucleus. NCBI's taxonomy places the organism in Eukaryota, Metazoa, Arthropoda, Insecta, Lepidoptera, Noctuidae.
GUUUCGCAUCCACUCGAUUCCUACUUUUCGCGCCAUUUAUUUAGUCAUGGUAUUAUUUUGACAGCUGCCUGGUGUGUGGUGUGAAUAGUGAAUGAACAGUCGUAACGAAAUUCAAAGAAAUUUGUAGAAACAUCUAGUGCAGAGUGCUAUCACUUUAAAUGUUUGUUAUUGUAUUAUUCAGUAACAUCGGAAAUGUGUAAAAAUGAAUGAUAUUCAGUGUUUGAUUGAUCGUCAACUCGGCCUUUAUGGUCGCCUGAACUACGAUAACAUCUUGAAACGAUUGGUAGUAGACAGCGAGGAAUCGUACUAUGGGCUGCAGAAUGCUAACAUUCCAGCGAACUUCGACCAGGAUCCACCGAUAUUUGCGUGCCGAUUCUCGGAGGCUCCCGGUUAUGAGCACAUCCUUGCUCUCGCGAACGAGGAUGGCAGAGUCGCUAUUCAGGAUACAUCCACCGUACACUCUGCUAGCACAUUGGAAGGAUUCCAGUGCCACAACAAUGCUGUCUUUGAUUUAGCUUGGAUGCCUCAGAACAUGAACUUCGUGACUGUAUCAGGUGACCAUACAGCAUGUCUGUGGGAUGUAGGAGAAGGCGCACCUAAAAGGGUCCUAGUGUUUUCUAGUCACACGAGAUCUGUGAAGACUGCCGUGUUCCGACCCACUGAGCCGUCGGUGUUCGCCACCGGCGCCAGAGACGGGCACAUACUGGUCUGGGACAUCCGCGCCAACAACCAACCAGCCGUCGUCCUCAGACCAGACAACUGUCUCAUAAACUGCCACUCUAGCUUCAACCCCAAGACGCCCGGCUCGCACGGCAAGCGGCCUCGCAUCGACAACCACCGCGCCAUCAGCAUCACUGGCCUCGUCUUCCAAGACGAUAUCACGCUCUUAUCCUGCGGAGAAUGCGACGGUAACAUCAAGGUGUGGGAUCUGCGUAAGAACUAUAAUAUUUACAAGAGAGAGCCCCUACCGAAACACUCCAUACCUUACUGCGGCAGCUCGACCAAGAAUGGUUACACCAACUUAAUAAUAGAUGAUGCCAGGAUGAGAUUAUAUGCCAGCUGCAUGGACAAUGUUAUUUACUGUUUCAACAUAUCGACUUACAACGCCAUGCCGGAGCAGAGAUACAUAGGACACGAGAACAGCACCUUCUACAUCAAGACUUGCCUCAGCCCCGACAGCAUGUACCUAGUCAGCGGCAGCAGCGAUAAGAACGCCUAUGUGUGGAAUGUUAAAUACUCGGAGCCCGUUGUGAAGCUGACGGGACACUGGGCCGAGGUGACCUGCGCCGCCUGGUGCCACAAAGGCGACAUGAAACUCGUUACCUGCAGCGACGACGCAAGGCACAAGAUCUGGAGGAUCGGCAAGGAAUUCCCAGACGUUGAUAUCGAGUUGAAGGGGCGCGCCGAAGUCGUACCGCGCACUGAUAUUACCAGCCUGCCUCAAUGGGGCUCCUUAGAUAAAACACCCAAUUCUCUUAAACGAAAACUGGUGACCACCCCUGGAUCAUACAGUGCUAAACGAAUGCGUUCACAGGCAAUUAUAUCUAAUAGAAAAACAAAACGAUGUCUCACAGAUCUCAUGAAUGCUUCAAAAGACGCCGAAGAUAUUGAAAUAUCCACAAAAAGACUGAAAUUAGAAACUCAUCCUGAAGAACUUGAACCUGUUGAACCAAAGUUGCUACCUGCAGGCAUUAAACGUCAUGGAGAGUAUUUAGAACAAAGUCCACCCAGAAACUGCCAAGUAGAAGCAUCCAACGACUGGAGCUAUAUGCCUACAGCCGGUGGCUCUUUCAUGACACCAACCAAAAAUUACGAGAACAAACAGUGCAAAAUAAUAUCACCUAAAGGCAUGAAGCCAUUGUCUCCAGUGCGAGUGUCGCCGACUAAAGUGAGGAUAAUAAGUUUCACCACACCCACUAAGAACCUGCCUAACUUUGUGUUAGACGGGGAGGCACCACACUUGAGACUCAUGUCUCCAGUUAAGAAAAAAGACACUACUACUGAUUGGUUGACCCGCAUGGGUCGUGAAAAAAAAGGAAAAUGUCCAGAGGUCAUUGAGAAACCUUGUGUCAUUGCCCCUCUUAGUCCCAAAGAAAAUAUUCCACAGAGAAGGAAUUCCGUGUCUGAAAGAACACCAAAAUCUGGUAAGAAAAAUAGAACAUUAUUGAAAUAUUUUAAUGUAACUGUGAAGGAGAAAUAAGCUAAUGUAGUAUAAGUAUAUUGAAAUGGACUGAUUUGUUUGUUAUGUUUUAGAGAGGAAGUACAAGUGAUGUCUCACAAUUGUAAUAGUUGAUGUGAUGUAUUUAUCUCACAUAGUUAUGAUUGCGUUGUCUUGGCCCAAAUUAUUUAUUAGAUGCUAGUGAUAUUAAAAUUAUGUUCCUAAUGUUUAAAUAGACCAGGUAAUCUCAAUAUGAACAAAUUUUAGUGAGGACAGACAUAUAGCCGAAUCUUUUAUUUUUUGACAUUUUAUCCGCUGGUCACUGAAACUGUUUUUAACUUUGACUGCUGUAGUGUUGUAGUACUUCUGUAUUUGUGUAAGUUUACUGGCUGUACACGAACACGUAGUUCCACAAUGUUUAUUAGUGGUAAGAAACUCCAUUUGUAGGUAAUAAUAGUUUUGCAUUUACAAUAUUAUUGAUAAGUAAAUAAAUCAAUUUUCGAAUUUAA